GGCGCUGAGACUCUCACCAACCCUCCCAACAGCCCAACCUCUCCUGUCUAAAUUUCUUUACCCUUUUUCUUCCAAAGCCCUGAAAUUCUCCUUCUUCUCUGUUAACCAUGGCUUCGGUGUCCAAGCUCGCCUGCUCCAGUUUUGCCGGCGUAGCCGGGUCCUUUUCCCUGACAUCCCGAUCGUCGGAGCCAAAGCUUUCUAUCGGCUUCCGAUCGCGGUCUCCAAUCGAGCGGCGCGCUUCUUCUCUGAGCCUUUCUGUACGCGGAAAUCGCGCCGGGGGAUUCUCCUUGACUGUAAAGUGUUCUCAAGAUGGAAAUGGAUCCACGACGAAGAGAACGACCCUCCAUGACCUUUAUGAAAGCCAAGGACAGUCUCCAUGGUAUGAUAAUCUCUGCCGUCCUGUUACAGAUCUUCUGCCACUCAUAGCUAAUGGGGUCAGGGGUGUCACCAGCAAUCCAACGAUCUUUCAGAAGGCGAUCUCAUCAUCCAAUGCUUAUGACGAACAGUUUCGGCAACUCAUUACAUCAGGAAAAGAUAUCGAAAGUGCUUAUUGGGAGCUUGUCAUCAAGGAUAUUCAAGAUGCGUGCAAACUGUUUGAAUCUAUUUAUGAGCAAACUGAUGGAGGUGAUGGUUAUGUCUCAGUUGAAGUCUCUCCUAGACUUGCAAAUGAUACAGAUGGUACCAUUGAAGCUGCGAAAUGGUUGCACAAAGUGGUUAGUCGUCCCAAUGUUUAUAUAAAGAUUCCGGCUACGGCAGAUUGCGUUCCAUCUAUCAAGGAAGUUAUUUCCAACGGUACAAGCGUCAAUGUGACGCUGAUAUUUUCACUUGCUAGAUAUGAGGCGGUUAUUGACGCUUACUUAGAUGGUCUCGAGGCUUCAGGGCUUAGUGAUUUAUCGAGGGUAACCAGUGUAGCAUCCUUCUUCGUCAGUCGCGUCGAUACACUCAUCGAUAAACUACUCGAAAAGAUCGGGACACCUGAAGCUCUUAAUCUAUGUGGAAAGGCGGCUGUAGCUCAAGCAACCCUGGCUUACAAGCUCUAUCAGCAGAAAUUUUCGGGACCUCGUUGGGAUGCCUUAGUUAAGAAAGGAGCGAAGAAGCAGAGGCUGUUAUGGGCGUCGACUAGUGUCAAGAACCCUGCGUAUCCUGACACACUUUACGUCGAUCCUUUAAUCGGUCCUGAUACUGUGUCGACGAUGCCGGAUCAGGCAUUGCAAGCCUUCCUAGACCAUGGAACCGUCUCAAGGACAAUCGAUGCCAACAGUUCUGAGGCCGAAGGCGUCUAUAGUGCUCUCGAAAAGCUCGGAAUCGACUGGAAUGAGGUUGGGGCUCAGCUCGAGCUCGAGGGCGUCGACUCCUUCAAGAAGAGCUUCGACAGCCUGCUUGCGAGCCUGCAAGAGAAAGCCAACGCUCUCAAACUGGUUAGCCAUUAAGAUUAGUGGCGCCUAGAAGCUCAUUUCCUUUAAAUAAUUCAGUAUGUUUUGCUGGCAAUGUUAAUCUCUGGUCUUCCAUGCUGCACAUUAAUAUCUGGUGUGUGGGAAUGUUGUGCUCUGUUGUCUGUAAUACGAAUUUUUGAGUGAGGAUUGUGAUAAUCUGUUUGAUUUUGCGGAUAUGUUAUGCACUUUAUAAUAUACAGAAAUGAUUUUGGUAGGUC
Molecule: messenger RNA, 1651 nt
Organism: Phalaenopsis equestris
Lineage: Eukaryota; Viridiplantae; Streptophyta; Magnoliopsida; Asparagales; Orchidaceae
Product: transaldolase
Exons: 7
Coding region: 108-1430 (440 amino acids)
Biological process (GO): carbohydrate metabolic process; pentose-phosphate shunt
Cellular component (GO): cytoplasm; intracellular anatomical structure
Molecular function (GO): transaldolase activity
Source: RefSeq, a predicted model, not a curated record